Molecule: messenger RNA, 1111 nt
Organism: Bolinopsis microptera
Lineage: Eukaryota; Metazoa; Ctenophora; Tentaculata; Lobata; Bolinopsidae
Product: C-reactive protein 3.3-like
Exons: 2
Coding region: 58-1023 (321 amino acids)
Source: RefSeq, a predicted model, not a curated record
UUUAUUUAUAAAUCCAAGUAUUCGGGAGGAGAUCUCACAUUCGAACAGUUGCUAACCAUGUUGUGCCUCUCUACUCUUCUCGCAAUACUCGGACUACUCCUCGCUGCGGAGUCAUCUGCUGACGAGCCCGGACAAAGACUGGUAGAAAGACGCUACAGGGGAUUAAAGUUCGGAGCAACAAACCAGGACUACGUUCUUUUCAAGCCAAGAAUGGAACCAGUGCGAGAAUCCUACUCGCUGUGCGGAUGGGUGAAGAAGAUACUGUCUGGUGAUGACAAGUUCUGGUUUGCUUACGGAACAUCUAGUGAUAACAGUGAGAUCCGCCCAGAAGAUAACGGACGUUUCCGAACGUUCGGCACAUGGGUAGAUACGAGGAGCAAGGUAACUAUCCAGCUAGGAACAUGGAGACAUGCCUGCUAUACGUGGAGUCUCACUACUAGAGCAGCUAGUGUGUACUAUGAUGGGUUACUUCUAGGAUCAAUCACAACCCCCUCUGGUAAAAAGGUCGGUCUAGACGGGUAUAUUGUGCUAGGCAAUGAGUUUACCUCAUACGGAGGGAACUUUCAUUGGCCAUUUGGUGGGGAACUGUUCAAGGUGAACCUGUUUGAUAAAGAACUGAGUGCUGCUGAAGUGAAAGAAAUGGCGGACAGUGGUCUUUGUUCAGAAGUAGAAGAGAAAUACGGACGAAGUAGGUAUCUAAAAUGGGAAGACAUGCUUCUUGAGGAGAAAUCAGGAAAUGUCGCUGAAAUUGACGUAGGCUGCGCCCCAGAACUGAAGAAAGAAGAUGACGACGAAGAAACCGACAUCUCAGAGGACUGUGAAUGUGAGCAAGGGAACGAAACAACAUUCAACCGCUGGGACCUGCUGCGAGGAGAGAAGUUCUUCAACAAGACGGUCUCUGUGGAUCUGGUGGAGGAACUGAAACAGACAUGGGAAAUUCUAGGAGAUUUUGAAGGGGCAACUGUGACGGAACGGUUUAUCUCUCACUUCAAAUUCUUUGACGACGAGAAAACUUGCAACUGAUUGAACUGGACACUCUACAGUGUGUGACAUGUAACUGAGGAGCUGGCAUCGUGUUAAGAUGUGUUAAAGAAGCACAAGAGUGUACCUU